Molecule: messenger RNA, 1386 nt
Organism: Trichoplax adhaerens
Lineage: Eukaryota; Metazoa; Placozoa; Uniplacotomia; Trichoplacea; Trichoplacidae
Exons: 11
Coding region: 1-1386 (461 amino acids)
Source: RefSeq, a predicted model, not a curated record
AUGGCUCAAAUUAAACAUGCCAUCGAAUCAUUGUGUACCGUACUCAAUUUUAAUCGUCAAUGCGCUAUCCAAGCUGAAUCAUUCAGACAAGCAAAAUUCGACCGACAUGAGCAGACAAGGACAUUCUGGCUUCUACUAUUUGAUUCGAUAUGUUACAGCAAGUACCUGCAAGUUAUGCCAGAAGCUCAUUUAUCAGAUGUAACUUUGAACCUUUUUGAAUGUAAACACUUUUUACCCAUUUCAGAACAGAUUGUUGUAUAUGUAAAGCACUACUUAUAUAGCUUUGGAUAUGGAGUUGCAAGCUUCUAUCAAUUGCCAAAUAAUAUGAGCUAUGGGAGUCGAGAAUUGCUACUAGCCUUCUCUUGGUUACUGGCAAAACGAAAUAUCAUUGAGAGCUACAUCCAUAAUAUUGAGGAUAUUUUGUCUAUUAGAGUUAUCGAUGAGAUUAUCGAUCGUGCAAAGAAUCUGCUUUGGCAGUAUGGGAGGCUAAAUCAUAAAUUAAAGACCUUACUAAGUAGUGAGAAAGAACAAAUUCGUAUCAUGCAUAAGCUUCACAUUGGUACGUGGGAUACUCAAUCUGCUGUGCUGCCUGAUUGUAGCCAUUUAUCCAGUCUAGAGUGCUAUUUAUUAGCAAAUCCAAAGGAUUUUCAAAAGGGAUUACUCGAUCAGAGGAUAACUUAUCUAUCUGCAUUGGCAAGUUGGAUAGGGGAAAAAGAUUUAUUUUGGAAAUGGAUGGAAAGUGUACUUGAAGAGAAAUUCAAAGAUUCAUCAACUAAUGAUCUCAGUGAGGUCAAAAAGCCACAGAAAGAAUCCACUAUUACGAAAGAUUUAGUAGCUAUUAACAAAUUAUUAUUGGAAAAGAUUGAAAACAAUACCCAAUAUUUGAGUAGAAUUUCCGUUUCAGACGAUCCGGAAAAAUCUUCUAGAUACGCUCAAUUACGAUCAGCGAUGGCAUCUCGCUACUGUCAAUCAACUAAUCAAAUGAAAGUGCAUUCCGAUGUAAAUAAGCAAGCAAAUCAAUAUAUAUUAAUCAAGAAAUCUCAAAAGAACGUGAACCAUUUGAGUAAUCCUGAGGAAACUAUGAAGUAUCCUAUUGCUGAUGUAAUAGAACAAUUGAAUGAAGCUACUAACCAAUUAAAAACGAAUUUAAUGAUAGCUAGAGAAAAAUAUAAAAUUUUAAUGGAUGACCUGUUAAGUAAUUCUACUGGUAUCUUACGAUUAGAUCAAGCUAGAAUUUAUUCUAUCGAAAAAAUACGCGCAAUCCUUCAGUGUGUGCCACCCAAAUUCGAUUGGAUUGGACAAGGUAUAAUUUCUAGCCUGGAGCAUCUUAUCCAAUGUAGUCCAUUGGAUAAGAUACAGAAAUGGAAAAAAUUCGGAUUAUCCUAA